Messenger RNA from Oncorhynchus nerka (sockeye salmon), 4243 nucleotides. Its product is annotated as mothers against decapentaplegic homolog 1. NCBI's taxonomy places the organism in Eukaryota, Metazoa, Chordata, Actinopteri, Salmoniformes, Salmonidae. Gene Ontology annotation, cellular component: heteromeric SMAD protein complex. Gene Ontology annotation, molecular function: RNA polymerase II cis-regulatory region sequence-specific DNA binding; DNA-binding transcription factor activity, RNA polymerase II-specific; I-SMAD binding. Gene Ontology annotation, biological process: regulation of transcription by RNA polymerase II; transforming growth factor beta receptor signaling pathway; cell differentiation. The record is from RefSeq and is a predicted model, not a curated record.
GCGACGGCCCUGCGACUCCCUGACGCCAGCGCGAGGAGACCAGAGACAGGCAGCGGUAUAGUAUGGGAGCGUUGAGAGCGAGCUUGAUAGCUGUUUAUAAGGUGUCCUGUUCAGAAGUUCUGUCCUGAAGCUUUGAACACCAAGGACUACCCAGCCAUCUCAGUGGCACCUAAAAAAAUACAACAGCAGCUUUUAACCUCCAACAUUUUCCCUCACCAAGUGGACUAUCUCUCCAUUGUAAAACCCAACCCCGCAUACUCACGUGUAGCGUCCCGACAACGCCACGGUCGCAAGAGGCGACAGACACGAACGUCACUAUGAACGUCACCUCCCUGUUCUCCUUCACCAGCCCGGCCGUCAAGCGCCUCCUCGGCUGGAAACAAGGAGACGAAGAGGAAAAAUGGGCGGAGAAAGCCGUGGAUGCGCUGGUGAAGAAACUGAAGAAGAAGAAGGGAGCAAUGGAGGAGUUGGAGAGGGCUCUGAGCUGCCCGGGUCAGCCCAGUAACUGUGUCACCAUCCCUCGCUCUCUGGAUGGAAGACUCCAGGUGUCCCACAGGAAGGGCUUACCCCAUGUUAUCUACUGUAGGGUGUGGAGGUGGCCUGACCUGCAGUCUCAUCAUGAGCUCAAGGCUCUGGAGUGCUGUGAGUACCCAUUUGGCUCCAAGCAGAAGGAUGUCUGCAUCAACCCGUACCACUACAAGAGAGUGGAUAGUCCAGUGCUGCCCCCGGUGUUGGUCCCGCGGAAUAGCGAGUUCAAUGCCAAACACAGCAUGCUACCACGCUUCCGCAACCCUCUGCACCAGAACGAGCCCCACAUGCCCCAGAACGCCACCUUCCCAGAGUCCUUCUCCCAGGCGAACACCCAGAUGAACUUUCCCCAGACACAGACACACUCCCCUGGGGGGAACAGCUACCCCGGCUCCCCUGGUAGUGGUAGCAGUGCAACCUUCCCCCACUCCCCCACCAGCUCUGACCCAGGCAGCCCAUUUCAGAUGCCAGGUGAGCCGCCAGGUCAGAUGCCAGAGACCCCCCCUCCAGCCUACUUGCCCCCAGAGGAGCGGAUGACUCAGGACUGCCCUCAGCCCAUGGACACCAACCUGAUGGUCCCCGCGUUGCCCCUGGAGAUCAGUAACAGGCCAGAUGUUCAGCCGGUGGCCUACGAGGAACCUAAACACUGGUGCUCUAUAGUGUACUACGAGUUGAACAACCGGGUGGGCGAGGCGUUCCAGGCCAACUCUACCAGCGUUCUGGUCGACGGCUUCACCGACCCAUCCAACAACCGCAACCGUUUCUGCCUGGGCCUCCUCUCCAACGUCAACCGCAACUCAACCAUAGAGAACACCCGGCGACACAUUGGCAAAGGAGUCCACCUGUACUAUGUGGGUGGUGAAGUGUAUGCUGAAUGUCUGAGUGACAGCAGCAUCUUCGUCCAGAGUCGGAACUGUAACUACCACCAUGGCUUCCACCCCACCACCGUCUGUAAGAUCCCCAGCGGCUGCAGCCUCAAGAUCUUUAACAACCAGGAGUUUGCUGAGCUGCUGGCCCAGUCCGUCAACCACGGGUUUGAGGCUGUCUACGAGCUGACCAAGAUGUGCACCAUCCGCAUGAGCUUCGUCAAGGGCUGGGGUGCAGAGUACCACCGCCAGGACGUGACCAGCACCCCCUGCUGGAUUGAGAUCCACCUGCACGGUCCUCUGCAGUGGCUGGACAAGGUGCUAACCCAGAUGGGCUCCCACAACCCCAUCUCCUCCGUGUCCUAGACAAAACUUUCCCCAGGCCCCAGGGCUGUCCAAACCCAGCAUUUAGGUUCCAGUGGGAUGGGUGGGUUUCAGGUUGGGGGUCAAUUCUAAUUGAAAUCAGUCAAUUCAGGAAGUAAACUGGAAUUUUAAGAGAAUCUAAAUUAAAAUUGGAAAUUCGGUUUAUUUACUGUAUUGACUGAAUUGAAAUGGAAUUGACCCCAACCCUGGUGGGUUUGUACUUGAGGGAUUAUGUCUGAAAUUGGGCACAUUGCAGACUGGGACGUGGGGGGGGGGGGUGAGAUAGAAGCAUCUGGAAGAUACUUGAUCUUUGUGACCAACUGUAAUAAUUAUCAAUCAGACUCGAAUCAUUAUAAACUAAUCAUCAAUUUAGCAUUACGCAAAGUAUCCUCCUCAUAUGGGGCCCAUAUUCAGAAAGAGUCUGAACGAGGAUCAGUUUGGCCUUUUAGAUCAGAAUGAAUAAAUGUAUAUGGACUGGGGGGACCUGAACAUAGAUCAGCACUCUAAUACGUGAAUAUGGGUCCCUGAUCUUGUUCUGGCAGUUUUUCCCUCUUUCUUUCCCCUUCCCCUGUUUUUUGGGUUAACAUUGGAAACCCAUAAAGCCAGUUUCAUGUGUUGCUACAAUGAAAAAUGUGUACAGAAUUGGAAGGAUUGGAAGACAACCAAUAUGGAUGAAAAAAUGUAGAAAUAUUAUGUUUCUUAUGAACAUAUUUAGAACGUAGGAAGAUACUGAGGUCAGUAAAUACAAAUGUCUCUCCAGAACCCUACAUUUUUUUGUUUUUUUUAGGUUUUGGCAAAUUAAAAAGAGUUGAAGAAAAAGACCCCUACAUAAAAUCCCUUUAGAUUAUUUACAAACCCUGUCAUGAGGAGAAAUCAGGAGAGGGCGUCCGUGGGAGCGGGGUGGGAGAGUGAGGUGGGCAUUGUGGGAUUGUGCUCACAGGACAUAAGAUUUUAAAAAUUGUACAUAAAUAAAUACUUCUCUUGUGUUACAACUGAACUUAACGACUUGAAUCGUGUUUUAGUCAUACUCAACAUUAGAUCAAAGUGCUGUGCAGUCGGUUUUGCAAACGCGUAGUUUGGUUUAGUGUAGCAAAUCACCGUUUGGCUUGUUUAGGUUGUGACUGAAGAAUGACAUGAGACAGAGACAGAGACAGAGACGGGCACAAGCGUAUGAUAGUUCAGUUUGACCCUAGCUGUGCAUGGUACAGCAAAAAAAGAAAAUAAUCAAUUGUAGAGUCACAUAGAGCCCCACAGUGGAGGUGUCAUAAUACCCAUAAAACCUAGUGGUCAAACAGGGAAAUGGUUCCAAUCAUUUUUCCCAUAGGGGAUUUUAGAAACACUUCAAAUAAGGACUGUGUUUUGAAGCUUACCCUGGCGUGACGUUUUUGAUAACUAUGUAAAUCGCUCUUGGACAAGGUGACUUAUCCCGAUAUCUUGCCCCAGAUAUCAUCCAGAGAUGUGGUGCUUACCAGUGUUGCCUUAGACCUACUCUCAAAACUUACCGCUGCCCUCAAUGUCACUAACUUAAGCCUCUGAAACCGGCGACAGUCACUUAUUCUAUUCUUGAUUAUGAUUUUUACUAUAUUAUGCUAUUUACUCUGAGAUUUGACAAUGCCAAUUAACAUCAAAGUAGACAUCAUGCAAAACUACAAAUCCUUUCAAGCUCCUGCAGGUCAUCACUAGCUGAUACCUUUGCUAACAGGUAUUGUGCAUUUAGAACUUGCACAAGACAGAUAACAGAAUUGUUAAUUUAAAGAAAUAUAACCAAUUUAUUCAUUACUACAUUUAGCCAACAUUAGAUAGUUAAUCCAGAGAUUUUUACCUUUGCCUCGAUUCGGCAGGCUCGUCCAGAUCAUCAUGGCAUUAAUAGUUCUUUAUGAUAGCCACAUUAGCAGCUAAUUAGCGUUUCAUUUUUGGGGGUGAAUAUAUUACUAAGUCACCUUGUCCUAGAGAAAUUUACACGGUUGUCAAAACGCCACGCCAGGGUAAGCAUUCAUGAAAUACAGCCCUCAUUUGAAAUGUUUCUAAAAUCCCCUAUGGGAAAAAUGAAUGGCAGAAUAACGAUUGGAACCAUUUCUCUGUUUGACCGCCAGGGUUUAUGGAUAUUAUGACACGUAAAACAAUGGCAUCCUUCAGAACUUAUUGACCAAAAAAAAAAAAUAGUAGUUUCACUGGUGAGUAAAUUACUGAUGGCCCUAAUACAUGAUUUGAUCAUUUAAAAAAAAAAUGCAGACUGUUUUUGUCUUUCAAUUAUUGUAGGCUUAGAAAACCCCAUCUGCUAUUACAAGUUGUAUUGAUUUUUGUAUUUUUUGAAUAUGUUUUCUUGUUUCUUGUUAUCUGCACUUUCACGGAUUGUUGCCUCUUCUUUUUUUUCUUUCUUUUUUUUCUUUGUGCUGUUUUUGCUGAGUAGUACUCCCAGAAAGCAGUUUUAUUCCAUGAAUAUCAAGUCUCUACUGGAAGAUUCAAUAAAUAAAGUUGUUUCAUUA